Molecule: messenger RNA, 282 nt
Organism: Staurois parvus
Lineage: Eukaryota; Metazoa; Chordata; Amphibia; Anura; Ranidae
Source: the annotation of a GenBank genome assembly
AUGGAUCCGCAGAAUUUUACGCGUGGAGAAGACGGGUCACAGCGGAACGUUGGACCCGAAGGUGACGGGCUGUUUAAUUGUAUGCAUCGAUCGUGCGACUCGGCUUGUCAAAUCGCAGCAGAGUGCAGGCAAGGAAUAUGUUGGUAUUGUGCGACUUCACAAUGCUCUGGAGAACGAGCAGCAGCUUUCACGGGCUCUGGAGACUCUCACCGGUGCCCUUUUUCAGCGACCUCCGCUAAUAGCUGCUGUGAAACGACAGCUGCGUGUAAGAACAAUUUAUGA